ACGGCGGGCCCCGCAGCGCCGGACGCUGGUUGCGCGCUCCCAGGCGCCGAGCGGCCCCGGGCACGCGCGCGCGCCACCGGCCCGGCAGGUGGGUCCCGGCUCCCACGCCGCCUCUCCCGCCCGCGGGACCCUGGGCCGUGGGCUCCGCAGCCCGCCCUGUGCCUCCGGGAGGGGCGUUCCGGGCGCGGGGGGAACGGCCGAGGGCUGGAGACCCUAAAGGCGCCUCCUACGGCCAGAGGGGAGCCUCCGGCGGGAGCCACCUCUCCGGGGCGCAUCAUCCUGCCCCCCAGUAAGAGGAAGGCUCCAGAAUGGAGCUCAGGAAUUAGGAGUCUCGAGUGCUGUCCUUAUUCCCAGCCCAGUCAAGAGCUACCGGGGCUGGCUAGUCAUGGGGGAGCCCAGUAGAGAGGAGUAUAAAAUCCAGUCCUUUGAUGCAGAGACCCAGCAGCUGCUGAAGACAGCACUCAAAGCCCCGUCUCUUGAAUGCACAGUUGCCUGCUUUGAGACAGAAGAUGGAGAAUAUUCCGUUUGCCAGAGGAGCUAUAGUAAUUGCUCUCGCCUGAUGCCUUCCCGCUGUAACACGCAGUACAGAGAUCCGGGUGCUGUGGACUUGGAGAAAGUGGCCAAUGUGAUUGUGGACCAUUCUCUGCAGGACUGUGUGUUCAGCAAGGAAGCAGGACGCAUGUGCUACGCCAUCAUUCAGGCAGAGAGUAAACAAGCAGGCCAGAGUGUCUUCCGACGUGGACUCCUCAACCGGCUGCAGCAGGAGUACCAGGCUCGGGAGCAGCUGCGAGCACGCUCCCUGCAGGGCUGGGUCUGCUAUGUCACCUUUAUCUGCAACAUCUUUGACUACCUGAGGGUGAACAACAUGCCCAUGAUGGCCCUGGUGAACCCUGUCUAUGACUGCCUCUUCCGGCUGGCCCAGCCAGACAGUUUGAGCAAGGAGGAGGAGGUGGGUGGCCCCAGCCCUGGCACAAGCACAGAAGGCUGCAGGAUGGACAGUCCAGCUCAGCCGUGUGUCAGCCCACUGCUCACGGAGGUGGACUGUUUGGUGCUGCAGCUGCACCGGGUUGGGGAGCAGCUGGAGAAAAUGAAUGGGCAGCGCAUGGAUGAGCUCUUUGUGCUGAUCCGGGAUGGCUUCCUGCUCCCAACUGGCCUCAGCUCCCUGGCCCAGCUGCUGCUGCUGGAGAUCAUUGAGUUCCGGGCGGCCGGCUGGAAGACAACGCCAGCUGCCCACAAGUAUUACUACAGCGAAGUCUCCGACUAGGCCUCCAGAUCAGGGCUUCCUCACCAGCACUGGCCUUUCUUCUACCCACCUCUAAAGCUGGCAGUGGAGUCUCUGCCUCACCCAAAGACUUUUCCCUUCCAGACUUUGAGUGUCUUCCCUUCUAGACUUUCCCAUCUCCUGGUGAGAUGUUUCCCACUUAUGCCGUGGUCCUGCCCUGAGCCCCUUUCCCCACCACAACCCACCACGGCCAGGCAGAGAAGGGCAACUCCCAAGAGCCACUGCACUGUGUAACCAUUAGUGCAACUACUACCUUGGUGCCUCAGUUUACCCAUCUGUAAAAUGGGUAAGCAUAGCCACUGGUGGGAUAUUUUGGGAUGUCAAGGGGUGGAGGCAGAGCACAAGUCACACCAGAAACUGCUUUUUAUACAUUUUGUAUAAGGACAACUCUGGAAACAAGCCUAUUUCCUCCAGCCAGUUUCACUGAAUGCUGCACCACAUGCUACACCAGUUCAGCGUGAGAAUUUUCUAAUAAAUCUUUUCUGAUACUAAAA
Molecule: messenger RNA, 1776 nt
Organism: Homo sapiens (human)
Lineage: Eukaryota; Metazoa; Chordata; Mammalia; Primates; Hominidae
Gene: MIF4GD
Product: MIF4G domain containing
Exons: 7
Coding region: 386-1264 (292 amino acids)
Biological process (GO): positive regulation of translation
Cellular component (GO): cytoplasm; histone mRNA stem-loop binding complex; nucleus
Molecular function (GO): identical protein binding; RNA binding
Source: RefSeq, a predicted model, not a curated record